AUGAACAACAGAAUGAUCCCAGAAAUAAGUAAUGGAAAAAUGAGUACAAGCAAGAUCAGUCGUAUCUUUGCAUGCAGAUCAGUGUUUGGAAAUGAAUUGAAGAUGUUACCACAGGGAAUAUUCAAUAACUUGAAAGAUUUAAAGUAUUUGUUGCUAUUCGACAACAAACUGCAAAACCUUUCCUCGACGAUAUUUGGUGACCUCACCUCCCUGACGAUACUGUCCUUGUCCGUUAACCAGCUCAGUCACCUACCACCGAAUAUUUUCAAAGAAAACAAAAACCUAGAGUGGUUAGAGUUGAACGACAACAAUCUCGACGAAUUAGCUAAUAACCUGUUUCGAGGCAUGAGGAAUUUAACAGGGCUGUGGUUGCGCAACAACAAAGUGAAGUCGCUGACCCCAGAUCUGUUCUCAGAUUUAAUCAAUUUGGAUGACCUGGAUUUGUCAAAUAACGAAAUAAAAAAUCUGCCGCAAGGAAGUUUUGAAGGUCUAACGAAGCUUAAAAAGCUGUAA
This is a messenger RNA of Stylophora pistillata, 513 nucleotides long. RefSeq lists its product as uncharacterized. Lineage: Eukaryota; Metazoa; Cnidaria; Anthozoa; Scleractinia; Pocilloporidae. Gene Ontology annotation, cellular component: plasma membrane. The record is from RefSeq and is a predicted model, not a curated record. Gene Ontology annotation, molecular function: protein binding; G protein-coupled peptide receptor activity. Gene Ontology annotation, biological process: hormone-mediated signaling pathway; activation of adenylate cyclase activity; adenylate cyclase-activating G protein-coupled receptor signaling pathway.